Molecule: messenger RNA, 7364 nt
Organism: Octopus sinensis (East Asian common octopus)
Lineage: Eukaryota; Metazoa; Mollusca; Cephalopoda; Octopoda; Octopodidae
Product: pumilio homolog 2
Exons: 23
Coding region: 119-3718 (1199 amino acids)
Biological process (GO): regulation of mRNA stability; miRNA processing
Cellular component (GO): cytosol; cytoplasm
Molecular function (GO): mRNA 3'-UTR binding
Source: RefSeq, a predicted model, not a curated record
UGCAUUGCGGCUGCCAAAUGUCGUUCGCCAUGUUGUGAAGUGGUUGUUAUUACGAGCGUCAAAUCCUUUUUUUAAUCCAAUGUCAUCACGACUUGAGAAAUGAUAUAAUGAACCCCGGAUGCCCAUUUUAAAUAUGUCCUCUGAAGUAGCCUGGGACACCACUAACCGUGGUAUGUUGACAAACGGUGGUCACCACAGUGGUGGCCAUCACUCUGGUGGUCAGCAUCAACACCAUCAUCAUCAUCACCAUCAUAAUCCACAGCAACAUCAACACCAGCAGCAGCAGCAACAUCACGGUGGUGGUGGCGGCGGCGGCGGUGGUCAAGAUAUGAGCGGGAUGCGACAACAUGGCAUGGCUAGUCGUUCUCAAGACGAUGCCAGAGUUGGUUAUUUCUUCCAGAGACCUCAGACCGAUGCCGAAUUGGCCAACUACGGCAACAAACGUUGGGCUGCAGGUGACGACAGCCUUAUCGAACAGGGUCGUGGAAUGACUGUACAGGACUUGGAAAGGGAGUUCCAUGCUGUCAGUUUAAGCCAGAGGGAGGUAAUGCGAUAUCCUCAAGCAGAUACCAACCCUAUGACAGGGACUCCAUAUUUACCACAAGGAAGAGCAAAUAAGAUGAAUGCACACAAGAAAAUAUGGGAUGUUGAAGAUGAUGGUAAGAGUCAAGAAGCAAACAAGGGUAUUUUUUCAAGUAGCCCUUGGACACCACGUGAUAACACCUGGAGCACUGCAGAUCAUACUGUAUCUCAGCCAUUAAGUGUUGUUCAAAGGCGUGCCAGUAGUUUUACUAACAAUGAAGUGAACAGUGUACUUUCUCCUCGUUCAGAAACCAAUGCCCUUGGUGUAAAUAUGGUGGAAUAUGUGUUAAACAGUUCCCCGACAGGAAAAGAUCUUAACCCUAGAAUGAAUAGAUUAAAAAAUUUUUCAGAUGCUUCAAUGGACAAUUCUAAUGAUAAAAAAAGCAAAACUCCAUCUCCGUUUGAAGCAGGGGAUGGUAGUGAUCUGGAGAAACAGGAUGCUUUACAAACAAAUGGAAUCCUUCAAAACGGAUUAGAUGAAGACGACGGAUAUCGAUAUUGUACAUAUUUCAGCGGAAGCCGCCAGAACUCCCCUAUCGAUGAAGUGAAGGUGAACCAACCUACCAUCUUGGUGGAUGGGCAAAAAUUGAUGAAGUCGGAGUCAGAUUUUCUUGAAGCUCAGCAUACUCUGGCUCAACAAGGGUUUCAAAUUGAUCCUAAUACAUUUGAGCCUGUUGCUAUUGAUCCCCUUCAUUUUGACUACCCUAAUCACUUGAUGCCAUCAAUGGACAGUCCAAACUUCAACAUGGAUUACACUCAGCUUCUUCAGCGUCAACAACAGCCUAUUGCAGUACUCACACAGCAACAGUAUGCUCUGGCUGCCCAGCAGCAGCAAUUAGCGAUCACAUCUCCUUCAAACCCCUACGUAGUCAAUUCUCCUGCUGCUGCAGCUCAGGAUCCUUACGCUGCCAUGGGGUUUCAUAUUGCAGCUACUGAAGGCACAUAUGCUGCCCACAGAGAGAGCUCUGGUGUUGAACACCAGCACUUCAGCUUACAAGGUCCUGCUGUCAUCCAUCCUCAAUACUACAGUGUACAAGCUCCUUGGUUAUAUCCAGCUAAUUUGAUUCAACAAGGGCAACAGCCCCACCCCGGGGCUGCUGCCCAGUCCGCUGCUGCUGCUGCACUCAGUCAGCAGCAACAACAACAACUAUUGCGCGGUCAGUCUGGACGACCUGUUACUCCUCAACAGCAAAGUGAAAAUAUACCUGCAUCUGCUCUUCAAGCACAAGCAUUACAGACUCCAAAUGCUCCAGGUUACCAAUUCUUGGCUACUGCAUAUUAUGAUCAAAAUGGACAGCUAGUGAUGGGUAAUCCUCGAGGGAUCGGUACACCUGUCAGGUUGGUUUCACCUGCUCCAGUUUUGGUGAAUACAGGUAAUCAGCAAGGUAAUGCUAAUUCAAUCAGCAAUAACCAAUUACGACUGUUGACCACACAAGCCCAACAGGCUCAGACUCCUCCUGUCAUUUAUUCUAGUAACAACUCUAGCAACAGUGCCACACCCCAGCAAAACAAUACCCUUGGUGGAAGUGGAUACACCCCGUCAAGUACUCUGCCUGGUUACACUCAAGUUACAUCAAGUCUAUUCACACCCAUUAGUGCCAACCUGGGGCUUACACCACAACAGCAAAACAACUACAAUGGGCCGGCUGCUAGUCUUGGUGGCUCUGCCCCUGGAGCAAUUGGUUCUGGGUUAAAUAACCAACGUCGUGAUUCAUUAGAUUUUAAAAGACAACAGCCAACAUCGGUGCUGUUUAACCAGUAUUACAAUCCCAUUGGUGGUAUGUCUGGUGCUCCAGCUGGACCAAUGGGUCUUGUACAACCAGGUCAGUCAGUCACACCUCCACCUUCCUUGUCAGGUUCCACAUCAAAUCUGUCGAUAGGGUUGGGUAAUACAGGCAGAUUGGUUUCUGCUGCUCCUGGUGCUGAAACUAGAUUUCGUAAUGGCCCCCUGCCCCCUGGUGGUGGUGGCGGCGGUGGUAGUGGUGGUCUUCUCACUGGUGGUGCAUUAUUCAAUCGCACACACAGGAGUGCCAGUCUAUCCAAAGAAGUGUCUGGGAGGAGUCGUUUACUGGAGGACUUCCGAAAUAACAGAAUUCCAAAUCUCCUCCUCAAAGAUCUUGCCAAUCAUGUUGUAGAAUUUUCACAAGAUCAACAUGGAUCCCGAUUUAUCCAACAAAAGCUGGAGAGAGCAACUCCACAAGAGAAAGCCAUGGUCUUUAAUGAGAUCCUUUCUGCUGCUUAUAGUUUAAUGACAGAUGUGUUUGGGAAUUACGUUAUUCAGAAGUUCUUUGAAUUUGGUGUUAUUGAGCAGAAGCAAACAUUGGCUCAACGUGUGCGUGGCCAUGUUCUUUCUUUAGCACUGCAGAUGUAUGGCUGUCGGGUCAUUCAAAAGGCUUUGGAGUCUAUUCCAUCUGACAUGCAGGUUGAAAUUGUAAAAGAAUUAGAUGGACAUGUACUAAAGUGUGUCAAAGACCAGAAUGGAAACCAUGUUGUACAGAAAUGUAUCGAGUGUGUUGAACCAAAUCAUCUUCAGUUCAUUAUUGAUGCUUUUAAAGGACAUGUGUUCAGUUUGUCUACACACCCGUAUGGUUGCAGAGUGAUCCAACGCAUUCUUGAACACUGUACUGCAGAACAAACAACUCCCAUUCUCGAGGAACUCCAUGAACAUACUGAAAGACUUGUUCAAGACCAGUAUGGUAAUUAUGUUGUGCAGCAUGUUUUGGAACAUGGACGAGCUGAAGACAAAAGUAAGAUAGUCGGAGUAAUCAGAGGAAAAGUACUUGAUCUCAGCCAGCACAAAUUUGCCAGCAAUGUGGUGGAGAAAUGUGUGUCUCAUUCCUCAAGACAAGAACGAGCAUUUCUAAUUGAGGAAGUUUGCUCAAUGAAUGAUGGUCCCCACAGUGCCUUGUAUACAAUGAUGAAGGACCAGUUUGCUAACUAUGUUGUACAGAAGAUGAUUGAUGUGGCAGAACCUGCUCAACGCAAGAGUCUAAUGCACAAGAUCCGUCCACACAUUGCCACUUUGCGCAAGUACACUUAUGGGAAACACAUCUUGGCAAAACUGGAGAAGUUCUUCAUGAAAACAAACUCGGACAUGCCUCAAAUGAACAUGACACAGAAUGGACCUCUUCCCUGAGGUGACUUUUUCACAGCUUAACCUAUUUUAGGCAAUGGAUGUUUUUUUUUUUUUUUUCAUUUUCUAUUUUUUUUUUUAAAGAUAAAAUUUCCCCCCUCCCCCACCUCAUUGUCAUAAAAGGAUAAGUUAGUUAAAAUGCGGGCUGGUAGAUUGGUUGAUGACCUUGAUACAGUGUUAAGAAAUGUCUAAUUCUAGAGAUGAUGGUGAAUAGACAUGGAGCCCUAAAUCAAAUUCUAUUGUAGCUGCACACUUACACACACACACACACACACACAUAAACAUACAUGCAUGCACACACACACACACAUGCACGCACACACACACACACACACACACACACACACUGCUACAAGUUAUAACUUCCCCCAUCCCCUGUGCAGUACCUUGCACCAAUGUUUUGUAUCUGGUUGUGGUAUUAUUCCUAUAUAAUGAUCACUUAAGUUGUUUUAGAUAUUGGGAUCUACAUGUAGCAUUAUCAAGUUCAUUAUCUUAUUUACUCCCCACCCCCUUUCCCCCUUUGUUCAACAGCCCCCUCCCCCGCCCCCCUCCUCCAUGUCUUUUUUAGUAUCGGUGUUAUGUGUGUGUUACUGAUUUGAAAUCUCAGACAAUUCAUAUUAAAUUUGACAGUUUGUGAAACUUCCCAUGUUGAUGUCAUGACAAAUUGACUUUUAGUGAGGUAAAUGUUUAUUAUUGAACUGAAUCAUUCUUUGUUGAUGAAACUUGGAAAUUUGUAGAUUUUAUGUGAACAAGCUGCCAUAUCCUUGAACACACCACACAAAUUUCUCGUAUAUGUAUGUAUAUUUUAUAUAUAUAUAUAUAUAUAUGCAUAUAAAAAAAAAUGCCAGUUUUAGAUUCUGAUAUUGUGAACUGUUUCCAUUGGUCACUUAAAGAGCAAUUAUUCAAAUUAUUGUAAUACUUUUUCAUAUUUUAUUUUAAUUUUUUUUUUUUUUUGCCUAAUAUGCUUAACCUGUUUAUUACCUGUUGUAUGUCAAUAUAUCUAUAUAUGUAUGAAUAUACAUAUGCAAAAAAAAAAAAGAAAAAAUUCACCCUUAAAGAACAAAGGUAAUAGUGAACUUUGACAUUGCUACUUGUGUCUCCAAUUUUGAACAUUUUCUUUUUCUAUCCUUCACCCUUACUGUUUAUGCUGGGAAAUCACUUAAAUAUUUCACCCUGAACUCCAAAUUUAAACUUUAUUCUAUGUAUGUAUUCACUGCUGUGCCCCCGACUUCGAACUGCCCCCACUUUAAACACAUCCAGUUGACUGUUGGCAUUAAAUUUAGUCAAGUUAAGAUUAUUAUCUUCUAAAAAAAAAUUUUUUUUUUUUUUUAUAGACCAGACUCAAAUUUUCUAUUAUCUCCCUGCUUAGUUACUGGUGUUGACUUGUAUAAGCUACCAAGUCACUAGAUAGUUUGUCUCUACAAUUUGGUAUGUUCUUUUUUAUAUCAUAGAACAUGAUUUACUCAAUUUUGUAUUUCUGGCCAACAGAUCAGCCAGUGCUUUUUAUUUCUGUUCCUCUCCAGAAAUAAUCCCGUUUCAGCAUAGUAAUUUGAUUAAGGAAUGGGAUUAACCAUUUCAUUUGAUUCAACAUAAGUGCUUAUUUAGAGGUUUUGAUUCUUCAGUGAAGCUGUCUUAAUUUUCUUUAUCUAAGCUUUUUUUUUUUUUUAAAUAUAUAUAUAUAUAUAUAUAUCUUUUAGUUUUAGUUUUCUCAAGAUUUAUCAUCUUUCUCAAGUCUAGACAAACUUUGUCUAUAUGUCUUCCCUUUUUUUUUUUUGUUUUAACAUGUAGUAACCAUUUUCCCUCCUCUCUCUCUCUCUCUCUCUUAGUGUCCAUUCUUCAAUUUAUUCUGAUAUUUGUUUCAAAAAACUCUUCAAAAGUCAGCUAAUGCUGUGACUGAGUUCCAUCUCUCUCAGUAUGUGAAGUUUAGUUAUGUUACUGUGUUCUAGAACCGAGUGCCAACUCAUCUGCUUGCAUUUCUCUCUGGAAUCUCUGAUCCUUCUCUCAAUAGUUACCAAUUUCAAGAGUUUCAGUGACUCUGCUCAUCAUUCCCCCCCAACCCUCUGCUACGAUUAAUUCCUGUCCAGCACUAUUUGGCACUUUUAAAAAAAAAGGUAGUUCAUCUUUUCCAUUUUUUUUUUUUUUCUUUCUUCUUAAUUUCUAAACUGAACCAUCCAAAUUCUCCUCUGAAUCAUUUUAGUUAGUUUAGACAAUCUUCCUCCAGUUGGUUGUAGCAGCAAAAUUGUGAAAUAAAAACUGUAAAGUGUAAAUAUGUGUGUACACAGGUUCCAUCUGUAUAUUCACAUUUCUCGCUCUUUCAUCCCACCACCAUUCCACCAUCAUUAUCUUUGUAAGUAAUAAGGUGUCUCUCUCUGCUAUCAUUGCUCUGUGAUGUGGUGUGGUGUAUCUAUCUAUCUAUGUAUGUAUGUGUGCGUGUGUAUGCAUGUUUUUUCUUUUUCCUCCUCACUCUCCUUCAGAAUAGUGAGGCUGUUUGUCUUUCUGUCUACAAAUAUACACACACAUGCUCACAUACACACAUGGUGACCUCCCCCACUGACAAGCAACAGGAGCGGUGGUCGUAGAUGUGUUGUCACCGUCACUGCUGUUCAUCCAUCACAGGUGGGUCCUUACCGCUGCCAUUUGAUGUGAUAGUAUUUUUUUCAUUGAUGAAGCUUUUUUGGAGUUGUAAGAGAAACAUGAAAAUUUGUAAUCUUACGUGGAAAAGAUGCCACGAUUCUGUUGUAAAUCAAGCUGGCAUUUUGUUGGAACAAACUUUAUUAUAAAUUUUAGAUUUUUUUUUUAUCCCCCCCUCCACUAAAAUUAAAUCCUUGAAAAUGUUUUUAAUUUAAACUUUCCAAUAAAACCUUGUUGGCAGCGUGCCAUUUUUUAGUUCUCGUGUUUGUCUCAUCUAAAAUGUUUUAAAGUAGGCAAUCAAUAUGGUUUUGUUUUAUAUAUACAAUAUAAUUAUAUAUAUAUAUACAUAUAUAUGUAUGUAUAUAUUUAUUAAGGUGGUGCUCCAGCAUGGCCGUAGUUAAAUGACAAAAGAAUAUAUAUAUAUAUAUAUAUAUGUAUAUAUAUAUAUUUAUAUCUUAAUUUUGUAAUCAUUUCCUUUGCUGUUGAUCUUUGUCUAGUGUGUAGAUAUCUGGUAGUGAUAUAUAUAUUCAAAUUUUUUUUUUAAAACUAAGAACAAUCUCAAAACAAAAAAAUAUUUUACUCUUGAAGAGGUUUGUUUCGACAAAAUGUUCUGGCCAUUCUUCUUGUUUCUUUAUGCAUCUUGGCUGUACAUUCUUGUAGGAUUUGAAAUUCUUGUAUAGUUGUAAUAUAGCUGGCAACGGUAUUGUACAGACUACUGGGUGCUAUGUUUGUAUCAUGAAGUCUUAAUUUUGAUAUCAUUGUACAGUUUCUGCCAUAUAUUUGUUGUCCGAACAUUUCAGUAAUCCAUGUCUUCUGUCGGUGGUGUGUGUUUAUAUAUAUAUAUAUAUACAUAUAUAUAGUUGUAUGGGCUGUAGUGGCUAUAUUGGUCACCUGCAUCCUACAUCUACUGAUAUUUCCUGCUUUUGAUCUGUAAUUAAAUCUUAACAAAUCUAUUUCUAUUUUCUCUUCCCUUUUUUUUUUUUUUUUUUUUUUUUUUAAAUUUUUUCCCCUCUCUAUC